Molecule: messenger RNA, 6948 nt
Organism: Xiphophorus maculatus (southern platyfish)
Lineage: Eukaryota; Metazoa; Chordata; Actinopteri; Cyprinodontiformes; Poeciliidae
Gene: shc2
Product: SHC-transforming protein 2
Exons: 13
Coding region: 1907-4060 (717 amino acids)
Biological process (GO): cell surface receptor protein tyrosine kinase signaling pathway; intracellular signal transduction
Cellular component (GO): plasma membrane
Molecular function (GO): receptor tyrosine kinase binding
Source: RefSeq, a predicted model, not a curated record
AAAGGUGGUGUAUUAAGUGACUUUUUUGAGCUUUACUUCAAGUUAUAAUGCUAUUCCCUCAUCAAAACAUACCUGUAGCAUUGCUUUAUUCUUUCAAGUAUGUUAGAGAAAUCCUUCAAUCUUCCUGGUAACCAUUUGGGGUGCAUUAAUGCUUGCUCUCACCAAGCACCACAUCCCUCCCUGUGUUUCCCCCACAGAGUUCCUCCAGACUAGUGGCAGGAGCAAUUAGGAAACACCUGGUGGAACUGCAUAUCUGCAGAACUCAUCAUAUGACCUACAUCUUGGUGCAAUGCUCUCAAGAACGUUGUUAAAGGCUUAAUGGAGAAACAUUGUUGUGAUAAGGUGCUGAAGGCGAAGUGGCAAAAAGAGCAGGAACCUCUUAAAAAGACAGAGGUCUAAAUUGCAAUGCAUUAAAUGCAGCAUAUCAACUGACAGUUAAUGUAACACUUAUCAACUUGGUAAAAUGUGCUCUGACAUUAGAUGUUAAUAUUACACAUAUCACCAGCUGCACAAUUUUGGCAACCACUCAAACUCUGCUAUAUUUGGAACAGAACCUUAAUACAGAAGUAACUUCCCCCAACUUCAUCCUCAGUGAGACAGUAGAGUCCACCAGGGUUAGAAGCUUAAAUUUCCCUCAAACAACCAAACUACUGUAUAUCCACUUAAAAUAUUUGAUUCCAUUUUAAGGAAGCUAGAAGAUCCCAACAAUCCCAACAUAUGAGUACACACCCUAGGGAUCCCCAGAUGUUUUUAGGCCAUCCCUUGACUAUUCAUAAUGUUAUGGUUAAUUGAGUAAACCCCCACUCAAUAUGAGAGAGUAGAAAAGUGAGUAGAAAUGGCAGGGAAUUAGUGAAACACACAGGGGAAGGUGCAAGUAAAGAGCUAAAAGGGUCACGCUGAGAUGCCUGAUUGCUCCCCUGAGAGGUGGAUGAGAGGGUGGAGGGAAAGACAAUCCAAGCAAAUGGAAAAGAUUGGAUGUUGUCAGAUGGGUCGUCCUUUAAGGUGGUGACUCCAUUGUUCCUUUUGUUAGGUGCUUCUAUAUAGCUUGGGUGAAAUGAGAUCAUGCUGACUCAUACAAAAUUCACUUCAACUAAUUGGUUUAGUCUUGUUCCCAUGUCUCUACUAUAAGUUCAUGGGUUAAUUUUUACUUUAUUAAAGUACCAUCAUAUUUUCUGUUGCGUAUUUGUUGGGCCUCUGUUUUAGUAUUCAGCCUAUGUCUUAUUGAUUUAAAAAAAAGAAAAGAAAAACAUCUUAUUGAUUGCAGGUUAACACACUGAGCAACAGUAUUGAUUACCACCUUCUUUUACGCCAGUAUCAGACCAGUAAGACUUUUAUUAUUGUCAUCUAAUUAGCAGCAACAUAAACCCAUUAAUAAUUAGAAAUGCAUUGCUAUCUCUGGGUGCAUUCUAGGAUUUUGCUUUUGAAUAACCCAAAAUGGAGUAAUUUGCUGAAUUGUAGCUUCAUGCAAAGCCGCAGGUGACCUGCAGAAUGUGUGUUUGUGUCUCAGAGGAGGGCGGUUAAAGCAUGUGUGUUUCAGCAAAUACUGUCUGAGAGCAGCUGGGCAGGGCAGGACUCACAGGCCAAUGACAUCAUCCAUGAAGAAGGAGAGACAGUCGAAAGCGCACAAGCAAUCGCUCCUCAGGCAGUAAGAGGAAGCGGGCCCGCUCAGAGCAGGAGGCGUUGAGCAGCAGCAGCAUGAGAGCGGGACAAUGUCUGAGAGGCGGAGGUGCACACAGCGCUGAGCUGACUUUGACAAGGAUAUAGGACUCGGUCUGGGAAUUUUUCUUCUUUUGUUUUCCUCUCCUCUUUCAUUACUCCAUCCCUCCCCCUCCCCACUCCCCUCUCUCCUCCAUCCUCUGAAAGUUAUCCCCUCUCUGAGCUCCUGCUUCAGGCGGCUCCUCCGGGCAUGCUCCUUAAGCCAAAGUAUGACCGCUUUCGCAACGAGUCUGUAACCUCCUCUGACGACCUGAUGCAGAGCUUAGCCAUGAGCAGCAAAGUCGUGGCCACACCGGGGGUCUCCUCCUCCGCACAGAGUCUCCCCCUGCCUCCUUUGCCUCCUCUGGAUCCCAGCGCCAGGUCCUCCUCCUCGGUUGGGGCCGCAGCCCUGGCAGACUCCCCCUGCCUGGAUGGGGAGCAGGAGGCCACCACAACCUUCUGCAUGCUCAUCCCCAAGAUGCCCCAGUGGAAGUUCUCCAACUCCUUGCUCAGCAGAAGCCCAUCCAGCUCCAGCUCUAGCAAGGACUCAACCAAGACAGCUUCUUCUCAGGCCUCAUCUUCAUCACCAUCAAACAGGACCAGUGGGGCGAGCCCAGCCAGCGGCCCCGUGGCCAGCCUUGCAGCCGUACUUAACUCCUGUGACCCUGUCUGUGUCACCCCCUGUUCCCUGCAGGCUAUCCGAGGGCAGCGGGCCGUAGCACAAGCUGCAGCCUCUGGAGGUCCAGCAGGACAUGGAUUUGGGGUCGCAGCAGAGGUCAUGGUGAGCCCUGGUGUCUCCAGCAGCUCCAGGUCAGGAAUGAACCGCAGGACAAGGGUGGAGGGCAUGUGGCUGGGGGGAGAUGAGCUCCACACCAAGGGCAGCUUCAUCCACAAGCCCUCUCAGGGUUGGCUGCACCCAGACAAGAAAAUUCUGGGACAAGGAGCUUCUUACAUUGUUAGGUAUAUGGGUUGCAUUGAAGUGCUGAAGUCAAUGCGCUCCCUGGACUUCAACACACGGACUCAGGUGACAAGGGAAGCCAUCAACAGGCUUUGUGAGGCAGUGCCUGGUGGAAAAGGGGCUUGGAGGAAAAAGACCCCAAAUAAAGCUCUACAGUCAGUCAUGGGAAAGAGUAACCUGCGAUUUGCAGGCAUGAACAUCGCUGUCAACAUUUCUGUAGAUGGCCUUGGACUUCUCGUCCCAACUACACGACAGGUGAUUGCACACCAUCCCAUGCAGUCCAUCUCAUUUGCCUCUGGAGGAGACACAGACACACCAGAUUAUGUUGCAUAUGUAGCCAAAGAUCCAGUAAAUCAAAGAGCAUGUCACAUCCUGGAGUGUUCGGAUGGCUUAGCCCAGAGUGUCAUCAGUACCAUUGGCCAGGCUUUUGAGCUGCAGUUCAAACAGUAUCUACACAGCCCUCCUAAAACCAUGUCAUCUGUUGAGAGGCCUGUCAGGACAGAGGAGCUGGUGUGGGGGGAGGACGGAGAUGCAUCAGAGCAUGAUUACUACAACAGCAUCCCUGGGAAGGAGCCGCCUGUUGGGGGAGUCGUGGACUCUAGGCUGAGGCCCACUGGGGCCCUGCUGGGUCACAUCCACACCCAGCCACAGAGCAAAACUGCAACUCAGAUGGGCUCACAGGUCAGGAGAGAGCAGGGAUCUUAUCCACUCGGUCAACUCUGUUAUGAGCUUCAUUGGGACACUGAGACGACCUGUGGCUCAGAUGGUUACUUGUGUGCUGAUGGUCAGCCUCCAGGCAGCAAGGACUAUGAAGAACACCAGUAUGUAAAUACACAAAGUUUGGAAAACCUUGAAUCUUUUACGCAUGGAGCAGAUGGACAUAAAGGGGCUAGAGCACAUGAUAGUCCCAAAAAGGACCUCUUUGAUAUGAGACCCUUCGAGGAUGCCCUAAAGCUCCAUGAGGCAUGUGGAGGAGCUGUUGGGUCCAGUGUAUUAGUGGGUUCUGGUUCUCAGGUUGGAGGUGGGGGUGUUCGAAACGUAGAGGAUCAGUGGCCUAGCCCGCCGAGACGCAGAGCCCCUGUGGCCCCAAACGAGGAGCAACUACGCAGGGAAACGUGGUACCACAGUCGCAUGAGCCGGAGAGACGCAGAGAAACUCCUGGUUCGAGAUGGGGACUUCCUGGUCCGUGAGAGCACCACCAACCCUGGUCAGUACGUGCUAACAGGCAUGCACUGUGGCCUGCCCAAACACCUGCUGCUAGUGGACCCGGAAGGCGUAGUCCGAACUAAAGACAUGUUGUUUGAGAGUAUAAGCCAUCUUAUAACGUACCACUUGAAGAACGAGCUGCCAAUUGUUGCAGCGGAAAGUGAGCUUCAUCUUAAACAAGCUGUCCGGAGGAAACAGUGAACCACCCGGGUUGUUGUGAGAUGCUGAAUUCGUCUGGACUCUGGGAAACAUUUGGCCUCAGAACUGAAUAGAUGAUUUUUUCAUCCUGAAAGAACACUUCUACUUUUUUGCCUUGAAGAUACUUCCCAUGAAAGUGCAGAAUCAAGUCAAGCUCCUUCUUUCCUCUGGCUGUCAGCCUGAACCAAAUGUUUCAAUGUACGUCAUUAAUGCCUCGACAUGCGGACAUUAAGCGAACCAGAAUCCAGAAUGCCACAUCAUUAAGCAUAAAAAACUAACAAGUGUUUCCAGUAAUCCACGACUAAGGGUCAUUCUUUCUGCCAACAAUGAACUUGACCAGAGGAAAAACUGAAACCGAUUAUCUGUCACAGAUAUAAACUCAAGACAUGUCAGCCUUCAGAUUGAGAAGCAAAUUUCUUCAAAUAUGCAGAAAAUGACUGUAGGUUUGUGUGUCUGAGACGCAACAGACGGCCGUCUCUCUCUUUGGGAUGCAACGACUUGCUGUUUCUACAUCGGUCUCCAAUAUCUGAGAAGGCACAAAGAAGAAACACGGAUUCGGUGUUCGAUGUACGAGCUGCACACGCUUCUGUACUUUAUAUUUUGCCACAGUAUCAGCAAAACAUGAAGCUUUUCUACAUUUUCAUCAAUUAACAAAUGUGGUCUUGUUUGCUGUUUGUAAGGAGUUGAUCGCAGUAUAAUGAACUUACACAAGCCUGUGACCGAGCAGACUUACUCUGCGAUGAAUCCUCUAUCCUGAGUCAAAGCUAAUGUCUCCACUUCUAACUAACUGUGCAGGUACAACUCAAUGAAUUGGAAUAUCAGAAAUAAUUUAAGUCUGUAAUAUAAUUCAGAGUGAAAUUCAUAUAUUCUAUACAUCAUCACACACAGUGACAUCUCCUAAGCAUUUAUUUAUGUUAAUCUUAUUGAUUAUGACUUACGGCUACUUAAGUCCCAAAAAUAUGCUUCCAAGAAAAAAAAUCAAAAUAUUACAAUUUUUUUUUAAAAUAAUUAAUUACAACAAAGAAAUGUUAUAUUACGACCAUGUUGUGUGCUCUACAAUGAUAGGAUAGGUGAGAACACCGACGUGACCAGCAGAAGAAUAAGUCACAAAAGGUCACUGCUAAAGAAGCUGUCUGUUCAUAAAGUGCUGUUUCCAAGCACAUUAUUGGAGAGUUCAGCGAAGGUGACACACAGGUGGAUCACAGGACGUUGAAUAUGACUCGUAUUCAAGUUGCUCCUGCAAUAGAGACAUACGAAGCGUCAUACUAAAGAGAAAAGGCACUGUACUGUCGCUCAGUUUUCCAAAGUCAUCAUUUUAGAUGAAAGUAAAUUUUUAUUUUCAUUUGAAAAUGUAGGUUCCAGAGUCUGGAGGAAGAGUGAAGAGACACAGCUGUCAACAGGUGUUGGUCCACUGUGUUUUUUCAAGUUCAAAAUCAACGCAGCCGUCUGUCUAUCAGGGAAUUUUAGCGCAACUCUCUACUUACAAGCUGUAAAGAGAUGCUGAUUUCAUUUUUCAGGAGAAUUUGGCAACUGCCUACACUGCCAAAAGUACCAAUACCUACUUUAAUGACCAUGGUAACACUUUGCUUAUUUGGGCAGACAACUGUCCUUACCUGAACCUCAGAGAGAGGUUUAAGUCAGGAGUUUUACUUUUUGAAUUGAAUAACUAAGUUUUAAUUCCAUUAUUUGUUGAGAGGUACCUGCAUGCAUUUUUCCCAGUGCCUUAAUAACUACACUGGCAGGCAUUUGUCUCAGUGUACAUAAUGUGCAGUUCUGCGCUCAUUGCAAAAAGACUACAUUUUGUUGUCAUGCCAAUGAAAAGAUAAACAAAGUUCAGGAUAAUUAAGCUGUUAUAUUUGUAAACAGUGAUGUAAGCUGCUCCCGUUUUCUGCUAGAUAAUCACAGUCUUUCAGCUGUUUUUAUUAUUAAUCUCUUUUGUGAGAUCCUCAGAAAAGAUGUCUUUUCCUUUCACCGAUUGCUUUUCUCUGCAGUGAUUGGACUUAAAAUAGUGAUAAGGAUGUGCAAUCCCUCCGUUUGUCCCGGCUCAGGAAAAUUCGGUACUUUAAUGAUCAUGUCUGUGUAUUUAAGCUAAACAGGUUUGUGUUGUUUCGUCAGGGCACACCAGGAAGUGGCUCAUUACAUCUGUGUCACUGUAGUACUUUUGGAUUUUAUUACAUUUUUUUCUUCUGUGUAUCAAGGACAGGUAAAUUAGAUAAAUCUUUUGAUGAGAUCAGAAUGUGAAUAUUUUUGAAUGAUUCCCCCCCCCCUUUGCGUUCUCAGGAAUUUCUAAAAAAAAAAAAUUCCCCUUCUUCACUAUUAUGUUUAGUCAAUAAAAUAAAUUAUGAAAGGGUACAGAUAAAAUAAUGUGUUGUUAAUUGUGACUCCUUAACUUUAUUCAUUGACAGACCCUUGUCCCCACCUGCUAAUAUCAAUAAAAAUAUUAUCUAGAGGGGAAUGGUCAAAUAUUGCGUCUAUGGACCCCAAAUGCUGUUUUACAAAAUAUUAUUACUGGGAAGAUUAACUGGUUCCACACCACUGACUGUAAAAACCAAUUACUUUAAUGCACUCAAAUUAGGCUGUGUUUUUCUCACUUUUAGUGAGAAAUUAUGCUACUGAGUUAAAAGAUUAAAAAUAAAAAUAGAUGGUUUUCAUUUCAUUUUGAAGCUUUUAGACAAAAGACCAACAUAAAUGCUAUAUAUUUGUUAAAUGGAAGGAAAGAGAUAGUUUUCAAAACUGGAGCUAAAUAGUGAGUAAACCAUUUAUGUAUGUUUUCAACCCCUUUGAGUUAGUACAUAGGAGAACACAUUUAGCUGAUUCUACAGCUGGACGUCCUUUGAGAUAUCUUUGUACCAUCUUAACAAAAGCAAAUAAAGCAAAAUUGUUUUGCCAAA